AACCGUGCGCUCACACUUUGCCAUCCAGCCAGAUACAGAGAAGCAAUGGGAGACGAUAACUGAGGCAACCACAAAGAGAUAUACACUGAGACCGACUAUGGCUGUGGACGCUGCGUCCAGCUUCAGCUUCUGCCGUGCAUCCCUGGAGCAAACCGUUUCUGCAGAGGAGUUAAGCUACCAACUGCCUCGCCGGCCAGGGUCUAGUCUCACCUGGCAUGAUGGGAGGGGACAGAUGAACACGUACACACGCGCCGUCAAACUACUGCAGCAACCUGGCUCAAAGGGCAUACAGCUGCAUCCAGGAGAAGCCUUCACUGUGUACCACACCAGCCCUACGCUGUCCAGUCUGUCCAAACCAGUGGUGCUGUGGACCCAACAGGACGUCUGCAAGUGGCUAAAGAAACACUGUCCACACAACUACCUAACCUAUGUAGAAGCCUUCUCCCACCACGCUAUCACAGGUCGUGCAUUGCUGAGGUUGAACGGGGAGAAGUUGGAGAGGAUGGGCAUUGUCCAGGAGACACUGAGACAGGAGGUUCUACAGCAGGUCCUUCAGCUACAAGUCAGAGAAGAGGUCCGCAACCUGCAGCUGCUCAGCAGAGCCUCCUUCGGAAACCUUUCCUAGCUCGAUCCCUUUCUCGAUCCCUUUCUCCUCCGCUGAAACAAUACGUCACCAGUAGCUAUGGUAGGACCUGCUCGCUCCAGAUAUGUGACAGCAGAACUGGGCUGUAAAAGGAGAGAACUGAAGAGAGGAGAGAAGUGAAGAGGGGAGAGAACUGAAGAGGGGAGAGAACUGAAGAGG
This is a messenger RNA of Oncorhynchus tshawytscha (Chinook salmon), 802 nucleotides long. RefSeq names its product sterile alpha motif domain-containing protein 10. The transcript is spliced from 5 exons. Gene Ontology annotation, molecular function: protein binding. Gene Ontology annotation, biological process: cell surface receptor protein tyrosine kinase signaling pathway. Bases 98 to 625 code for a protein of 175 amino acids. Lineage: Eukaryota; Metazoa; Chordata; Actinopteri; Salmoniformes; Salmonidae. The record is from RefSeq and is a predicted model, not a curated record. Gene Ontology annotation, cellular component: cytoplasmic side of plasma membrane.